This is a messenger RNA of Strongylus vulgaris, 455 nucleotides long. The record is from the annotation of a GenBank genome assembly. NCBI's taxonomy places the organism in Eukaryota, Metazoa, Nematoda, Chromadorea, Rhabditida, Strongylidae.
AUGCAAAAAUUGUCACCUCGCCGACCACUAAGCACAGCUGAAGUAAGAAAACCAGCAGGAGCAUUCCAGCAAGCAGGUUUGAUUCAGGAAGAGGAUGAAGAGGACAAAGAAGAGCCAAUUCCUAUUCGUCCAGUUUCUCGAACCGAGGCAUCAACCCCGAGUGGACCGAAACAAAUUUCCAGAAAUGGUGGAUUCCAUCAAUCCGAUAUUUCACGCAUAACACUGCCAAAAGAAGAAACAAACACCUCAGUACCGCCAACAACGCUCGGACGACGAGUGUACACAGAUAUUGCGGACAACCCCAACAUCAUCCAUCCAUUCCCAGUACCAUUCCUCAAGAAGCAGUCUGUUGUUCAUCAAGCUUCACGCAUAAAGGCAACAACAGAAGAAACUACGGCUUCUACUGAGAGGCAUACAUUGCCACCAUCAAUUGUACUGGCACCGUUGAGGUAAAG